Zea mays is the source of this 1552-nucleotide messenger RNA. RefSeq lists its product as uncharacterized. The record is from RefSeq and is marked provisional. Bases 173 to 1321 code for a protein of 382 amino acids. Lineage: Eukaryota; Viridiplantae; Streptophyta; Magnoliopsida; Poales; Poaceae. The transcript is spliced from 7 exons. Gene Ontology annotation, molecular function: chromatin binding; DNA binding.
GUGGCCUACACCGUUGAGCCGGAGCCGGAACCGGUUGCCUGCCCGGAGCCAUGAACGCCUACCUCCACUAACUCACACUUCUCCUAAAGUUUCCCCACCCCCGUCCGCCGAUCCACCACCGAUCUGGUCUCACUGCAUCCUCCUCCCCUCGCCGUCCAAGAGCGCCGGUCCGAUGGGUCGUCCGCCGAGCACCACUGGUGCUCCGGCCUUCCGCUUCCUCCCUUCCGAGGUGGCGGAGAUGGAGGCGCGCUUGCUGCAGCUCAACAACGGCAUCCCCACCCGCGCCAUGCUCCAGACUCUCGCCGAUAAGUUCUCCGCCUCGCCCGAGCGCGCCGGCAAGGUGGCCAUCCAGCCCAAGCAGGUGUGGAACUGGUUUCAGAACAGGCGUUACUCGCAUCGGGCCAAGACCACCAGGGUCGUGCCGUCUCCACCGGCUAAGAUGACCCCCUCGGGGGCCGAUCACCACCAGCACGCCGCUAACGCCUCCGCCUUCAGGGCCGCUCAGCCCUCUUCUGUCGCUGUUGCUCACCAUGGCUCCUCCUCGACAGGGAAGAACCCUAUGGAAGGUGUCUCAGUUGAGUUUGAGGCCAAGUCAGCUCGUGAUGGUGCAUGGUAUGAUGUUGCUGCCUUUCUGUCACAUAGGUUGUUUGAAUCCGGUGACCCGGAAGUGCGGGUUCGUUUUUCUGGAUUUGGGGCAGAGGAGGAUGAAUGGAUCAAUGUUCGCAAAUGUGUGCGACAACGUUCUCUUCCAUGCGAGGCCACAGAAUGCGUUGCUGUGCUUCCUGGGGACCUCAUUCUUUGUUUUCAGGAAGAUAAAGAGCAGGCUCUCUAUUUUGAUGCUCGUGUCCUUGAUGCUCAAAGGAGAAGGCAUGAUGUUAGAGGUUGCCGUUGUAGAUUUCUUGUUCGCUAUGAUCAUGACUCUUCUGAGGAAAUUGUUCCACUGAGGAAGGUGUGCCGCCGACCAGAAACUGACUACAGGCUUCAGAUUCUGCAUGCUGCUAGAGCGGCAGCCGCCAGUGCAGAUAUUCACACUCCACCCAGAGAGGCUAAAGUGGAGUUGGCAUCCAAUGCUAAGAGCCCAUAUGAGCAAAAACCCCAGAAGCAGUACAAGAUGAUGGACGUGAACACUGAUGAGGAGGUGACCAUGGUCUCCACCUUGGAACAGGAUGAGACACAAGGCAAGACUGUAGCCCCCGUACCGUCAGCAACUGCAGAAACCCGCAAUUCAAGUUCAGACGCGGUGAUGAAGGAUGCGGAGGCUUCGUCCGUGGCUCAAGACGAUGAUGAAGUGCAGGUGGUUGACAAGAUGAAAGAGGGGUAGCUUUUUUUCGCACUUUUUGUGUUUGGAGGACUUGAUGUUGUCGUACAGAGUUUUCUAAUUUAGUUUGUAGUAUAUGUUUUUCUAAUUAAGUACUCCUUCCAUUCUUUUUUAUUUGUUAUGGUUUAGUUUAGAAAUGAACUAACGCUCGUUCUUUUUUAUUUGUCACGUUAGUUUAAAAAUGAACUAGCGGACGACAAGUAUUGAGAACGGAGGUAAUACAGUACUUGUCGU